AUGACAUCAUCAGCAGCUUCAAAGUCAACUCUUACUAAAAACUCCAACAACAGCAACAAUAACAACGAUACAGAUGGCCUUAAUACAAACUCAGAUGAGCCACCAGUUCUGUCCAGGUGUCCUUCACCUUUAUAUGUCAGUUACGAUGAUGACGACGACGAUGAUGACAACAACAACACCAUACACUAUUGUGCUGUUGAGCAGAGUAAAUUCUCUAAGAAGAAAAAUAAAAUGUAUUGCACCAAUAAGAAGUCGUCAUCUACGACUAGGCAUAGACAUCGUCCAAUGAGAAAAAAAUUAAAGUACUUUGCCAACACAUCUCCGCCGCGAUUGGUUAAAAAUGUCCUUGAACCUGUUCGUCAGACUUCCAGUUCAAUUGGCAAGAUGUUGAGAUCGAAACUAAUGAAAAGCAACAAAGACAAGAAUGCUUGUCGCAGGAGCAAUGAAGCCCAUAGAAACAAAAGUUUCAAGUGCAAUGAAAAAUUAAGAAGAGGAAAAUCAAAGGAUGAUGGUAUUGGUGAUGUUAAGCAACAAAAUUUUAAUAAUAAUGACGAGGAAGAUGAUGAAGAUGACGGUGAUUCACUGAGUUGUAAAAAGAAAAUGGCUCAUACCGAUGAUUAUUUGGAGUUAACAAAUAACAACAUCAUGCCCGAGCUGGUAAAGAAUGUUUCACAACCAUCUUCAUCAUCGUCACCCAUAGCUACCUCGUCACCAUCACAUGUGGACCCAUCUUCGUCUGAUAAGGAGAUGCCAAAUCUAAUCACCGAGACAUGUUUUAUUGAAAGUAAUGCUAAACAUGAUGACGACGGUGCCAAAGUAAGUACAAAGUGUCAUCAAAAGAGUAACCCGAUCACCAAGUUGAAUAAUGCGGGAAGUAAAAAGGGAGAACGAACUACAAACGACAAUGUGGCUGCUUAUGUGGAUGCUGCAGAUAGACCAGGCGCCGCUGAUGAGACUGUAGUUGGUUCUAAAAAGAUGGAGGAGAAUGGUGAUGCCAUGGAUUCUCUGUCGUGCUCACGGGAUGUCGAUGAUUACGACGAUGACGACAUCAUGAUCGACUGUGAGGAAGUGGAAAUCAGCACGGAAGAUGGUGAUGAGGAUGAGGAGAAAGGAGGAGAGAGUGAGAUGGCUACUGCAAUUUGUAACGAUGCAAAUGGGGACACUAAUGCUGAUGAUUGCAGUAUCAUUAAGAUGAUAGGCCCUGGUAUCAUCUGUGAUAAGACAGUUGGGAAUAAAAACAACAAGAGAUGUUUCGUGGAGAGAGAAGAUGAAGAUGUUGAUGAUGAAGAAACUGAUGAUGAUCAUCAUGCUAAGAAGAAAAUUAAACUGGAUGUAGCAUCAUCGUCGUUAUCAUCUCUGCUAUCGUCAUCAUCAUUUUCAUCGUUGUUAUCAUCAUCUUCAUCAUCGUUAUUUUCAUUGUCGACAUCAUUAUCACCAUCGGCUUCGUGUCAUUCAGUCAUAUGCAUUAAAGCUCCCAACAACAUCUUUACCUUCGUCUUCAUCUUCAACGUCAUCUUGUCAGUUUUUGCCAUUAAAACUCAGCCCACCAGUUUGACGCCCAAACUUACACCACCACUACCACCACCAACAUCUGGGUUGUGGCUGACAACUGUCAAUCAACAUUUUUUUUCAACUUCCGUAACGUCGUCUGUCGCCAUAACUCCGACUUUCAUACAAUUAAAUGGCACAACUACAAGCGCUACAGAUGCUAAUUUGUUACGAACAACUGCAUCUACUGCUGCUACAGCUUCCGCUACCAUUUCCGCCACAGCCACUCGGCUUCCAAGAUCGCUAUCGUCACCACCUGUAGAGUUUAUGCUAAAGAGCGCUCAUGUCAUCAUUGAGAAGCUUAAUCAUCUUAAAUCACCAUCACUGCCAUCAUCGCCAUCACUAUCGUCAGCAACGAGCACUGCAGCGGCUGAUGAUGCGGCUCCCGUUGCUGCUGCUGCUGCUGAUGAUAAUGAGGACAGAUCUCGAUGA
Helobdella robusta is the source of this 1980-nucleotide messenger RNA. RefSeq lists its product as hypothetical. Bases 1 to 1980 code for a protein of 659 amino acids. The transcript is spliced from 3 exons. NCBI's taxonomy places the organism in Eukaryota, Metazoa, Annelida, Clitellata, Rhynchobdellida, Glossiphoniidae. The record is from RefSeq and is a predicted model, not a curated record.